AUGGCCCGUAAAUCACGGCGCCAGGUCGCAAAUGACGACUCUGACGGCGAUGAGGAUUACAACCAACCGCCCAUGUCUCCUAACACGCAGAGAACAUACAAUGCCCAGCUUACCAUGGAGGCAAGCCAUCCUCUGUCUUCCCUUCAUUCUCGCCGACUGACAUCUCUGCAGCAAGAUCUCGGAAAUGCCACCGCUGAAUUUAUUACGACAUCAGAUUACCAUAGGCACGAGCGCUCGCGCCUCACCAUCACUCGGAGAAGUGAUAUUGCGGGCACUGCAGAAAGCAAGAAGGCUGCUGCCGCGAAAGAAGAACUCAGGAAAUGGAGAAUGUAUUCCCUGACAGAGGAUGCUAUAUCUACUACCGUCGGAGCCAAAGAGCCUGUUGGAUCGGGGAAUGGUAACGCCCAUAGAGCAAGGCUACAGGCCGAUCUACAAGCCUCUUCUCAUUCUUUGAUGGAUCCAUCUGAGCGAGACUCCUCUCAUGCUAGAUCUGCAAUCGAUAACUGCUAUAAGGUCACCAGAGCUAGAGUACAAUCGAUACCUGCAAGCACUUGUGUUGCUAACCCAGUACAAAAGUCGACCGAGAAGCAGAGAAAGGUUCGUAGCAGAGCCACUCAAGACCGACCCUGGCCACCACCUGCUCUCAUUGGCACAGCUCCUUUCACUCCACAACCAGAGCCUUCACAAGCACAUAGGGUAUCCAAGUCUAAUGCCGCAGCCCCUGCCAUUGACUCAUCCAAGAGCAAGCUCGCCGACCCCAAGGAUUUCAUGUCUUUUUUCAACUCCCUCAAUGCCCCAAACACCGCGAACCCCACCCCAGCUCAAGACAAACCAUCUCUCAUUGAGAACAAGUUUUCCUCUCCCGCGGAAGUCACAUUCUCCACCGCCGCUGAAAUCACGGUUUCCACUCCUGCCGAGGCCAACCCUUUCUCUCCAGCCGUCAAACAUUCCCCCACAGCCCAUGCUGCUGCCAAGGCACCUACUUCUGCACGUGCGUCGAAACCUCAAGAGACCGCCACGCAUCCUCUCUCAGCAUGUGCGGAUCACAACGAAAUCCGGAAAGUCCCAGUCGAAGAAUUUUCGUUUCCACUGAGCAAUACACUAGCUCCUGGUGAAGUGGCUACCCAUACAGAUGGUGCCCCAAGUCCAGAUACUCUCUCGGGAUUUAGCGAUUCAGGUUCCGCGACUGGUAGCUGUAUCGGAAUUCGUGCUUCAUCCAAAGCCACCCGAUCUCCAGUCCCACCAAACAUCAUGGACUCGCCCAUCUUGGACGAUGUCUCUGGCAUCGCCGUCAUGAGAGGACAAGAAUGGGUACCCAAAUCUCAAUUCAAAGUACUUCAAGCAGAAUUUGAGGCUAUUAAGAAGGAACUAGCCGAACUAAAGUUAAAACAGUCCUUAGCUACUGUCGCAGCCACUCCUCGAGUCUCAUUUUCUAUGCCAACUGCCGGGGAACAUAUUGUCGCCCCCGUCUUGGAGUUGAAGCAUAGCCGACAAGUUCCAUCAGAGAAUGUCCCGCUUGCUACAUCCAUUUACGCAGCAUCGCCAUCACCAACAACGCAACUCGGCCUUGGUAUCAGCAUCACACAACUUCUUGCGGCUCCUAAACCAUCUGUGAAGUCUCCAGACCUUGUUUCUGCAGUUCUGAAACCAAUUUCCACCAAUGGUGGUUCAAUAUUUGGCGACAGUAGGGUCAUCCGACCCGGUGCAACACAUGUCAUCACGACGUCUACCGACCUGCUAACUGAGCCAACCUUGAAGAGAGCUUCGAAGCCUUUGACACGUAGAUCAGCAGGACCUGGUUUCAAACAGCUUGUCAAAGAUCUGGGCCAGCUUCCAUCAGGAGGCCAACCCGCCCCAUCUCGCAGCGGACUGAAGUUCGUCAAUAGCGGAUAUUUGCCGCGCGGCCCGGGACUUGAGUCCGAUGAAGAAUUGUGA
Messenger RNA from Exophiala aquamarina CBS 119918, 1935 nucleotides. RefSeq lists its product as uncharacterized. The coding region runs from base 1 to 1935 and encodes 644 amino acids. The record is from RefSeq and is a predicted model, not a curated record. Lineage: Eukaryota; Fungi; Ascomycota; Eurotiomycetes; Chaetothyriales; Herpotrichiellaceae. The transcript has 2 exons.